AUGUAUAGAGACUCAUAUCAACGAGGUAUGCUCACUGUGUUUUUUAGUUGUGGCUCGAAGCCUCUCAACAUUUGGGAAACCCAUACCCAAGAUGGAUACAUAAGCAGAUUCUUAGACCAAGAUAUAAAGUCAAUGGUUUUAGAAAUAGGUGGAACUAACGUAAGUACAACGUAUAUGAUAUGCCCAAAAGGAAAACAAGUUUUGGGAAUAACCAUGCCUUUUCUAGUUAUGAUUGUAAAGAAUCUUAAGAAAUACUUCUCGUUUGAAGUUACUAUACUCGACGAAACGGGAACAAGGAGACGUUUCCGCGUUUCAAAUUUCCAAAGCACUACACAAAUAUUACCCCUUUGCACUGUGAUGCCAAUUGGUCUUUCAGAAGGAUGGAAUCAAAUACAAUUCAACCUAGCAGAAUUCACACGACGUGCUUAUAAGAAGCAAUUUGUUGAAGUACAGAAAAUAAAAGUAAACGCAAAUAUUCGGUUGAGACGAAUAUAUUUUACUGAAAGACUUAUUCCGGAGGAUCAAUUGCCGCCUGAAUACAAAUUAUACUUUCCCUUGGCGAGUAAAGAAGCGAAAGGAAGAAAGGGGGCAAAAUCAGAUGCAGAGAGCGUUAAAGAAAAUCUUAAGCCGUCAUCGUCACAGCAGACUGUUGCCAAGCAAUCUUCGAAGGUUUCAAUGCAUUCUGUAAAGGGUGAUGUGUCCGCGCCAGAACAGGCAUCGAAAGCGGAUGAGCCGCCUGCUGUUGAGGGACCACCAGCAGAAGCGCCGGCUGAAGAAGUUCCGGAAAAAGCUGCUGAAGCAGCAGAAGUACCUGAAUCGGGUGAAGCAGGGGAAGCAACUGAGCAAGCUGAAGGAACGGCAGAAGUGACUCCCGAAGGAGAAAUACCCUCAGAAACUGCCCCUGAUACUGCUCCUGAAGGAGAGACUGAAGCAGCCGCUGAACCAUCCGCAGAGGCACCAGCUGAGGAAAUAGCUGAGGCAACAGCUGAGGCAACAGCUGAAGCACCAGCUGAGGCACCAGCUGAAGAAUCUGCUGAGACACCGACUGAGGCCGCUCCAGAGAGUCAACCUGCAGAGCAGCCUGCGGUUGAACCAGAAGCGCCUCCUGAAUAA
This is a messenger RNA of Amyelois transitella, 1113 nucleotides long. RefSeq names its product cilia- and flagella-associated protein 20-like. NCBI's taxonomy places the organism in Eukaryota, Metazoa, Arthropoda, Insecta, Lepidoptera, Pyralidae. Gene Ontology annotation, cellular component: motile cilium; ciliary basal body. The coding region runs from base 1 to 1113 and encodes 370 amino acids. The transcript has a single exon. Gene Ontology annotation, biological process: regulation of cilium beat frequency involved in ciliary motility; positive regulation of cell motility; cilium assembly. The record is from RefSeq and is a predicted model, not a curated record.